AGAGAGAGAGAGAGAGAGAGAGAGAGGGGGGAGAGAGGGAGAGAGAGUGGCGUUUGCUGAAAACAUAGGCGUGGUUUUGGAUGAAGAUGCUCCGUCUGCUCCCGCUGGGAUCCCCACCUGCCCUCACUCCGCGCCUGUCACCGCGCCAGCUGAGGAUCUAGCUCUCUAGCGGAGCGCUGUGGUUGCAGAGCCGCGCUCGGCGCUCGGCCUCCGGGGGGGGAGGAGGACCACGGCGGACACCCCGGUUCACGCGCAUCGGGGCAGCUCAGAGCCGCAAGUCGUGCCCGCAGCGGUCGGUCCGCAGGGAUGGAGAUCACGCCCAGGAGAUCGCCCUGGCUCGGAUUAAUCGUGGUGGCGUCUUUUUUACUUGCCGUGGAGAGCAAGAGACCCCGGCAGCCGCGCUGCCCCGCGUCCUGCACAUGCACCAAAGAUAACGCCUUGUGCGAGAGCGCGGGUCUGAUCCCCCGCAGCUUCCCCUCCGAUGUCAUCUCGCUAUCAUUCGUCAAGUCGGAAUUCACUGAAAUCCCGAAGGAGAGCUUCAUCCACACGCCCGCCCUGCACCUCCUCCUCUUCACAGCCAAUAAUCUAGAAUCUAUAAACGAGGACGCCUUCCUGGGUCUUCCCCAUCUAGAGUAUCUAUUUAUUGAAAACAACCAGAUCAAGUCGAUAUCACCGUAUGCUUUCCGUGGAUUGAAAACUCUGGCACAUCUGAGUCUGGCCUACAACAAUCUGGAAACUCUGCCCAAAGAUUUAUUCAAGGGCCUUGAGGCCUUGACCAAAAUAGACUUGCGGGGGAACCAGUUUACCUGCGACUGUAAGCUGAAGUGGCUGGUGGACUGGAUAUACAACACCAACGCCACCGUGGAUCAGAUCUACUGUAAAGGCCCCGCCUCGCUGCUCGACAAGAAAAUCAACGGCCUGGCGCCGCAGUCCUUCGACUGCAUCACCACGGAGUUUGCCUCCUAUCAGUCCCUGAAGUUUGAGUCCAUAUCCGUGGAAGCCUUCUCUUUCGGGAAUGACCAGUAUGUGGUGUUUGCUCAGCCUUUCAUUGGGAAAUGCAGCUUUCUGGAGUGGGAUCAUGUGGAGAUGGUCUUCAGAAACUUUGAUGAUAUUGACAGCACCUCCACAGUCAUCUGUAAGCCUCUGGUCAUCGACGACCAGCUCUUCGUCAUCGUGGCUCAGCUGUUCGGCGGCUCUCACAUCUACAAGCGAGACACCUCGGCCAACAAGUUCAUCAAGCUCCAAGGCAUCGACAUCCUGAGGAUCCGCAAGCCCAACGACGUGGAGACGUUCCGCAUCGACGGGGAGUCCUUCUUCGUCAUAGCGGACAGCUCCAAGGCCGGCUUGACCACCAUCUACAAGUGGAACGGCAACGGCUUCUACUCCCACCAGUCCCUCCACCCGUGGUACCGGGACACGGAUGUGGAGUACAUGGAGAUCUCCUCCAAGCCGCACCUCAUCCUGUCCAGCAGCUCCCAGAGGCCCGUCAUCUACCAGUGGAACAAAGGCACCAAGCUGUUCGACCGGCGCACCGACAUCCCGGAGAUGGAGGAUGUUUACGCCGUCAAGCACUUUCAGGUCAAGUCCGAGCUAUUCAUCUGCCUGACACGCUUCAUCGGCGACUCCAAAGUGAUGCGCUGGGACGGGGCCCUCUUCAGGGAGAUGCAGACCAUGCCCUCCCGCGGCUCCAUGGUGUUCCAGCCCUUCGUCGUGGGCAGCUGGCAGUACGCCAUCCUGGGCAGCGACUACUCUUUCACCCAGGUGUACCGCUGGGAUGCCAAGAAGGGCGAGUUUGUCCGUUUCCAGGAGCUGAACAUCCAGGCGCCGCGGGCCUUUUCUCCCGUCUCUAUAGACAACCGCCAGUUCCUGCUGGCCUCCAGUUUCAAAGGGAAAACUCAGAUCUAUGAACAUCUGGUCAUUGAUCUGAGCAACUGAGUGAAUUUUAUUUUUAUCUGUUGUUGCCUGAUUGAUCAGUUGUUUGGUUAUUUUUAUGUCUGGAGAAGGUUAAGGCACUAAGAAACUCUGAGAGUGUUGAUCCUAACUUGAGAGAGGCAGACAUUCCUCCCACUGAUUAAAACAAAGAAAACAAUCUUUUUAAACAACUGCACGUAAAUUUUAAAGAUAAAGGCAUAGAUCUCAGCCAAAUAUAUUAGUCUGAGAUGCAUGCUUAGUUACUUGUGUGCGUCUCAAGUUAGGAUUACAGCCAGUUUGUUAUCAAGCCAUUAAUGCAUGACAAGGGCCCGACGCCGGCCGUCUCAUUCUGAGUAAUGCAGCGUCCAUCUUCACAGAUCCAUCCAGUCAGACCAACCGGUACGGUUCUUUUUGUGUCUCUGUGUUCAGCCUUACAUGUGACUCAGCAAUGUUUAUACAUUUGUAAUCUCAUAUAUUUAUCUACAGAAAAGUAAUAUUCAAAUGGUACUUUUUAAUCCGUGGACAUGUUUAACUGAACAAAUCUGCCAAAAUGAAAUGUUUACAUUUUUCUGUCUUUCCAUUUGUAAGCUUGAAGAUUUGUAAAUGAAGCUUUUGUAGGUUUACGAGGGACCACAGCUGUUGGAUACAUUUGUUGCAGAGAAGGAUUUAAAAUUACGCUCAUUAAUUUGGCAGAUUUUGUGUGAGAGUCUAAACUGUAUAUCCCUGCAACUUACAUUUUUAUCGUUAAUAGUUUGUAUGAUGUUUAAAGUAUUGAAAAUACAGUUUUUCACAACUGGGAACCCGUGGAGCUAUUUUCAACACUCACGUUUAAAAAAAAAAAAACAGGUCAUUGUUCAUACUGCUUUAUCUUUGGCUAACAUGUACUGAAAAUACAUCGACUGUGUCAUAAUUAGGACUAACAUGCUACAUGGAGUCAAUAAAGGUUUACAUUUCACCUGA
Molecule: messenger RNA, 2871 nt
Organism: Salarias fasciatus (jewelled blenny)
Lineage: Eukaryota; Metazoa; Chordata; Actinopteri; Blenniiformes; Blenniidae
Product: leucine-rich glioma-inactivated protein 1-like
Exons: 9
Coding region: 307-1935 (542 amino acids)
Biological process (GO): myelination
Molecular function (GO): protein binding
Source: RefSeq, a predicted model, not a curated record